AUGAGGUUGGGAUCCAUGCCGGUGCUCUCCCUCUUCGUCAACGCGCUCCUCCUCUUCGUCGUCCUCCAGUCCGACGCGAAUGCGUUCGCCACCCCCACAGAUAACAUCGUGAGGCAGCUAUCGUCGGUGGUGAGGUGGCCACGCGGUUCUCCCCCCCACUCGCCCAAGCAGUCCUCACACCCCCAGUAUGAUGGGAAUGUAGCAGUGCAAUAUGAGAGUGGCUACUUUGUUGAGACGCUUGUUGAAGGAGACAAGCUCGGUGUCACGCCCCACACCAUUAGGGUGUCCUCAGUUGAGGGUGGAGAGCUUCUUGCAGUAGACUCAGCACAUAGCAACAUUGUGCGAAUAACCCCACCAUUAUCUGAAUAUAGCAGGGGAAGGCUAGUUGCUGGUUCUUUCCAGGGGCAUGCAGGUCAUAUCGAUGGUAAACCUAUUGAUGCAAGAUUCAAACGCCCCACUGGUGUUGCUGUGGAUGAUACAGGAAAUGUUUACAUUGCUGAUACAGCAAAUCUGGCAAUUCGAAAGAUUGGCGAGUCAGGGGUGACCACUAUUGCUGGUGGAAAAUCCAAUAUCCCAGGGUAUAGGGAUGGUCCCAGUGAAGAUGCAAAGUUCUCUACUGAUUUUGAUGUUGUAUAUGUGAAGAAAAUGUGCUCUCUGUUGGUCAUUGACCGUGGGAAUGCUGCCCUUCGGAAAAUCGUCCUUCCGCAAGAGGACUGUACUUACCAGGAUGCCGCAUUCCUAUCUUCAGAUAUCAUACUGGUUAUUGGUGCCGUUGUGGCUGGAUAUCUCUUUUCUGUGGUACAGCACGGAUUUGGUUCAUCAACUUCUGAAAAGAUAGAAGCAUCUGAAGAUGGUAAACAAGAGAGCAGCACUGCAGGAAAGCCACCUUUGGUUGUGGAGAGCCUUGAAGAGGAACCAAGUGCGGGAUGGCCGUCUUUGGGGACACUUGUUGCUGAUCUACUGAAGCUUGCUGUUGAAGGUGUGGAGAAUCUUGUCCUCAACAUUGCCCCGCUACGCAUGCAACCUGUGAAGAGAAAAACAGGCCUCACUCCUCUCAAAGAUAGGCCUGUGAUGACCGAGGACAGGGAGGAGAACCCAGUAGCCCAGAAGCUCAGUAGCACCCCAAUGAUAACCGAGACGCGCCAUGCUCCUAGUGCUGCUAACGAGACUCUGGCAAAGGCUCAGAAGAGCAUCAAAUCAUCGAAAUUCAGGGAUUCUACUCUCUCAAGCAAGCACAGGUCCACCAAGAGACAGGAGUACGCUGAGUUCUACGGAUCAACCGAGACACCUCAAGCAAGCGCAAAGGUCCCAAAAGACCGGCUCCGCCACCGUCAUCGGGAGAAGAGUGGGGAGGUUACCUAUGGGACUGGGCAUCCAGAGCCUAAGCCCUCAGAGAUGAAAGCGGCAGACUACAGCGAUCCGAAGUAUGAUCACUACAACAUGAGAAGCAAAUAUGGUGCUGACAGCGGCUUCAGGUACUGA
Messenger RNA from Triticum turgidum subsp. durum (durum wheat), 1482 nucleotides. NCBI's taxonomy places the organism in Eukaryota, Viridiplantae, Streptophyta, Magnoliopsida, Poales, Poaceae. The record is from the annotation of a GenBank genome assembly.